Messenger RNA from Lycium ferocissimum, 1643 nucleotides. RefSeq lists its product as uncharacterized. Gene Ontology annotation, cellular component: chloroplast. The transcript has 12 exons. NCBI's taxonomy places the organism in Eukaryota, Viridiplantae, Streptophyta, Magnoliopsida, Solanales, Solanaceae. The record is from RefSeq and is a predicted model, not a curated record. Bases 104 to 1378 code for a protein of 424 amino acids.
ACCUAUCCUAUCCCUAUACAACAUACCUUCAAAUACAGCUAUAUCCCUUUCUUUAUCCUUUUAUUUCAUCUUGUUCAAUUCAAUUUAGUUGAAUGUUUCAACAAUGUCACGAGGGCCUGGUCAGUUAAUCAACAACUUGAAGCAAUUUACUGACCUUCAAUACAAGCAAUUCACUAACCGCUAUGGACAACAACUCAUUGACAUAUUUGAAUUCCCAAUAAAACUCGUUCUUUCCCCUUUUACACUUGCUUAUGACAUUGCUGGGUCUGCCCCGAGAGGUUUCGGUGUACCUGAAUUCAUCUCUAAGUUGUCUUAUUCUACCAUCUUUGUGGUGGCUACUCUGGGUACUUAUGACAUUGCUUUGGAGCUCGGAAAGAAGGUGAUCUGCCAGAGGGACUGCCGGACAUGCAGCGGAUGGCAGGCGUUGCAAUGCACAAUGUGCAAAGGUUCAGGCAAGGUGCAUUACCAAGUGAAAAACUAUACAUUGAAAAGGGGAGAAAAGGCAACAGCUGAAUCCAUUGCUGAUGCCAUAGCUGAUAACAGAGCUGAGUUGGUGCACCUUCCUUCCACGGUGGACCUUCAAGUGCCACUGCCAUCUAAAGAUUGUCCCAGUUGUGAUGGAUCGGGUGUGAUGAAAUGCCCGGAAUGCAAAGACAAGCUGCAAGUCAGGAUAUCUGCAGAUGAUAUUAUGGAGCCUCCUUGGAAAGCUUAUAAUAUCAUGAGAAAGAUGGAUUAUCCUUACGAGCAUAUUGUUGAGAGUAUGAAGGACCCCAGCAUUGCUGCAUUUUGGUUGCUUACCUUGCCUCAGAUUGUGGGUGGAUUUGAAUAUGAUGAUGAUGUCAAGAAGAAGAUUUGGUGGCAAUAUAAGGAAUCUAUGCGAUAUGAUCAACUUCGAGAUGUGGUGGCCAAGAGAAAACCUGGAUGGGAGUAUUUGCAAGAAGCCUUGGUCUCUAUUGAUCCCGCCCGAGCUAGGGAAGAUCCUGUUGUUGUGAAGAACGUCCCUUACUUCAAGGCCAAGAAAGCUCUGGAGGCAGAAGUCAUGAAGCUUGACCCUCCGCCCCGUCCUCAAAAUUGGGGGGAAUUGAACCUUCCACUAGACGCAUCUUCUUGGAGUGAAAAGGACCUCAAAGACCCAAAAAAGCUAUAUGAGAUGACAGUUCUUCUUAAUGCACAAAGAGAAAUUGCUGAAAAGAUGCUGGAUGCUCAGUGGGAAGUGAAGUGGAGAGAAGAAAAGCUUAACAAAAUGUUGGAGGAGAAGGUCCGCCCAUACAUUCAGAAUAUUGACAAUUCUGUACUUCCUCAGCCUAUUGUUAUGGAACCAGAAAGGAAUCAGGAUCAAAAGAAAAAGCAUGGACGAAGGAGAUGGUGGUUGUUCUGAUUGUAUUUGCUUAGCCAGUAGCUACCCGAGGAAAUCUAAUGCUUAUAAAAGCAGCUUUUUUGUAGAUUGUACCAUUUGUCGUUUUCUUUUUAAUUUUCCUUCCCCCUUUAUGUUCUUCUAUUCAAGUGUUUGUUGCACGUAGCAGAGUGAAGUUGUCAUCUCUUUCUUUCUACCCCUCUCUCUAUUUAUCUUAUGUUACAAAAUACAAAACAACAAAUGCGUAAAGCAGAUUAUAUAAAAAAUUUCCUAGUCUUUCUUCCCCCUA